Eurytemora carolleeae is the source of this 2432-nucleotide messenger RNA. RefSeq names its product catenin alpha. Lineage: Eukaryota; Metazoa; Arthropoda; Copepoda; Calanoida; Temoridae. Gene Ontology annotation, molecular function: cadherin binding; beta-catenin binding; actin filament binding. The record is from RefSeq and is a predicted model, not a curated record. Gene Ontology annotation, biological process: cell-cell adhesion; cell migration. The coding region runs from base 462 to 2432 and encodes 656 amino acids. The transcript has 24 exons. Gene Ontology annotation, cellular component: catenin complex; adherens junction.
CUCUCCACGUACGCAAACAUGGUUAUAAAACUCUUAUGUAUUUUUCUUCCUUUUCCCUUUAGUUUCACGUUAAGAAUUGAUUUCCAUGGAAUGAAGGUUGGUGUAGUUGGUGUUUGUUUAAAAAAUAAUUUAUGGUGUUUGCCGUGUAUUGUGUAGAGUGUGAGUGUGAAACUAGAAAGUUAAUCUGACAGAACCCGACUGUUAUAUAUUUUGUUACCAAGCAAAAACCAAAAUAAAUUAAGCCGAUGCCUCGAAUUGGUUUCACUCUAUGGUGUCUUUGUCUGAUGAAAAAGUUUAGUCCAGUUACAAUAAGAGAAAUACAAAGACUAAUUCUUGAAACUAAUUCUGUAUAUUUUCAGAUAAAAUGAUUUUACAGUACCCACAGAAAACACUCAAUUGAGAAUGUGAAAAAUAGAAUUUAUAAAAGAUUGUUGAGUGGCGAGGAACAUCAGGGAUCAAAUAUGGAGAAACGAAAAGUGCUUCGACAACGAAGCAUUGAUAAAGAGGCAGAGAAAGCCAAACGGCAGAAAACAUUACAAACCACGCUAUCUAAAAUCAUCAAGAAAGGAGAUGAAGAAUUGACAAGAGAGGAGGUAGACUUACUGGAGGACAACGAUGAAAUUGUUCAGGGGCUCAGGGCUCGGAAGAGUAAGGGUAUAGAGCAGAAGGACAGAAUGAAGGAGUACGAGGAUGAUAUGGAUGUAUUGAAGAAGAAGUGUAUGAAGCUAGCUGAAGCUAUCUCUAGAUCUAAACGUCUAGUAGUAUAUACAGGAGCAGGGAUAUCAACUAGUGCUAAUAUACCGGAUUACAGGGGGCCUAAUGGAGUCUGGACGCUUCUAGAUCAGGUAUGGAAGACUAGACUUUUUAUUUACAGAUUUAAGAAUUUUCGUUUUCUGGUAUCCUAUAGAAAACUUGUCAACCCAAGGUCUGGUAAAAGAAAGAAGAAAGGACACUCGAAGAAAGCCAUGAUAUUAGUUCAAGCUUUGCAGGUUGCAACGGAUAAUUUUGUUUGGCGGGGUGAAAGUAUUGCUACUGAGGUUCCAGAAGCUAAACAAGAUGUUAUAAUAGCAGUAGGAGAUAUUAGAGCUCGUGGAACAGCAAUGACUGUGAGUGCAAACGAGUUUGCUUCAGAUCCAUGUUCACAGGAUAAACGAAAUAAUAUGGUCUUCUGUGCCAGAGAACUUUUAGCAUCAGUAGCAAGAUUAUUGAUUAUCGCGGAUAUGAUUGAUGUCCACGUGUUGAUGAGUGCCGUCUACUGUGUUAACAAUGAUAUUGAAUUCUUCAGACAUUUACGGAGUCCGCCUGAUCUGAUGGAAGGAAUGAGAAGAUUUCAGAAGUCCGCUCAUCAGCUUGGAGUACAGGCGGGGAAACGACAAGCAGAACUUAAGGAUAAUGAGAUGCAGUAUGAACUAGCAAGUGCUAGAGCUGUAUUGAAGAAAACUACUCCACUUCUCUUUACAGCUUGUAAUGUUCAUGUCAGGUAUCCAGAUAUGACAAGGUCGACAGAAAACAAAGAUUUGGUAAUUCGAGAUGUGUGCAGGGCUGUGACGAGAAUAGGAGAUAUAGCGGAAGGAAAGGAGGAUCUUCUUCUUCAUACUAAAUAUAAUCCCAGUCUGGUUGAAAGAUUGUUAGAACUGAAGACCUGCCUGAAAGAGAACGAGGAAUGGGUUGAAAGCAUCAAUUUCCUAGUUGAGCUGUUUGCAGAGAUACGAACAAGAAUAACUGGACUCACUGUAAUACAAGAAAAUAACAAAGAAAAACAGAUUGAGAUUGAAGAGUUAUGCACCGAAUUAGAAAACUUGUUCGACCGACAGAAAAGAAACCAGUUGGAAGAAACCGGGUUAAGGGAGAAGCUUAUACAACUCAUGGAUACAUUAAACCUGGUCCUACAGCAGCUAAUAUACAACCAGGUGUGCUCCAGGUUUGUGGAGCUGGGUAGACCGAUCAACUCUAUUAUCACCUCAGCUAGGAAAGGAAGAGUAAAGGAUACUCUCGAAAAAUCAGAAGCCCUGAGGGCCCAGUGCAAUAGUUUGACCAGCCUGGCUACUAUGGUGGCGGAGUUAGCUGUUCAGGAUGAAGAGAAAAAACUUUUAGAUCUUGCUAAAACCCAGCUUGAGAACUUGUGUACACAAGUAAUAAACGCGGGAAAUAUUCUGGCGGAGAUACCUAAAAGUGCAGCUGCUCAGGAGAAUAGUGAACUAUUUAAACAUGCUUGGAUUAAUCAGAUGCGCCUGCUAGUAGAUGCAGUAGAUGAGAUGGUUCCUCUACCCCCUGUUCUAGAUGUUCUAGAGACUCAGCUCAUUGCUGAUGUCGGAGCAGCCUGUAAAGCUCUGCAGAAUCGAAGAAGUCAGGAUGUAAACCAGCUUUCAAGAAAUAUAUACUACAGAACUCUUAGCAUCGAGAGCAUGGCGGCCAACUAUUUCGGCAAAUAA